AUUUGCAUAAAGAACUUCAUACAUGAGUCUGGGAAAGUUAAUUUCAUGUUCAGCCAUUAAAUCAUCCCUUAACUAUAAACCCACUUCAAGAACAACAAUAACUCUCUCAGAUUUGGACACUCUUUUCUUACAAUGCCGAAAUCUCAAUUUCUUCAAUCAGGUCUUAUGCCAAACGAUCUGCACUGGGCUAAUCAACGACGCCUAUGCUGCUAGCAGAAUCCUCAAGUUCUCCACAGACUCAACCUUCGUUCACAUCGAUUACUCCCACAAGAUCUUCACCAACGUUCAGAAUUCAAAUGGGUUCAUUUGGAACACCAUGUUCAGAGCCUUCGUGCAGCGAAACAGGCCCCGGGAUUCGAUGUUUCUGUACAAAUCAAUGAUAAAGGACGGCCUUUUAUGCAUUGAUAAUUACACCUACCCAAUCUUGAUUCAAGGCUGCUCCGUCGGUUUCGCCGAGUUUGAGGGGAGGGAGCUCCACGGUCACGUGGUGAAAAUGGGUUUCGAGGGAGAUGUUUAUGUGGUGAACAACUUGGUAAAUAUGUAUAGUGUGUGUGGGCGCGUUGGUGAUGCUCGAAAGGUGUUUGAUGAAAGUCCUCUUAGAGAUUUGGUUUCUUGGAAUUCAAUGUUGGCUGGAUAUGUUUUAGGCGGGUGUGUGGAAGAGGCAAAGCUGUUGUUUGGUAUGAUGCCUAGAAGAAAUGUCAUUGCAUCAAAUUCUAUGAUUGUUUUGUUGGGUAAGUGUGGCAGGGUGAGUGAGGCACGUCAAUUGUUUAACGAUAUGGAGGAGAAGGAUUUAGUAUCUUGGACUGCUUUAAUUUCGGGUUACGAGCAGAACAUGAUGUACGAAGAAGCGUUUGAUCUGUUUUUGACUAUGUAUAAUGAUGGGAUUAGUGUGGAUGAGGUGGUCAUAGUGGCCGUUCUUUCUGCUUGUUCGCAUUUAUCGAGUAUCCGAACUGGUGAAUUAGUUCAUAGUUUGGCUGUAAAAGUCGGUUUCGAAACUUACGUAAAUCUGCAAAAUGCUUUGAUUCACAUGUACUCCAUAUGCGGGGACGUGUUUUCUGCGAAGAAGCUCUUUAAUACCGGUCGUUACUUGGACUUAAUAUCUUGGAAUUCGAUGAUUUCUGGAUACAUCAAAUGUGGAAUGCUCGAGAAUGCAAGGGCACUAUUCGAUAAAAUGCCUGAGAAAGAUGUUGUCUCGUGGAGCUCAAUGAUAUCAGGUUACGCCCAAUUCGAUAAAUUUUCCGAGACUUUAGCGUUAUUUCACGAGAUGCAGUGUGCAGGCGUUAAGCCAGACGAAACCACUUUGGUGAGCGUGGUUUCAGCUUGUACUCAACUUGCAGCCCUAGAGCAAGGCAAGUGGUUAGACGCUUACAUACGUAAAAACGGGCUGAAGGUGAAUACAAUCCUCGGUACAACUCUUAUUAACAUGUACAUGAAAUGUGGGAGUGUCGAAAAUGCGGUAGAGGUUUUCGAAGGAAUGGAGGAAAAGGGAGUUUCUUCAUGGAAUGCUCUAAUUCUUGGAUUUGCCAUUAAUGGGCAAGUCGGAAAGUCUCUCGAGACUUUUGAGGAGAUGAAGAAAUGCAGAGUUGUGCCAAACGAAAUAACGUUUGUAGCGGUUCUUGGUGCUUGUAGGCAUAUGGGCUUAGUCGAAGAAGGGCGGCGAUAUUUCGAUUCGAUGGUGAAUGAAUAUAACAUAGAACCGAAUAUUAAGCACUACGGGUGUUUAGUGGAUCUUCUUGGAAGAUCGGGGCUGGUUAAGGCAGCAGAGGAAGUGAUCAACACUAUGCCAAUGGCACCAGAUGUUGCCACAUGGGGCGCUCUGAUUGGAGCGUGCAAGAAACACGGUGAUAAAGAAACGGGAGAGAGAAUAGGGAGGAAGCUCAUUCAACUCGAGCCGGAGCAUGAUGGGUUUCACGUUCUUUUGUCGAACAUAUACGCUUCGAAAGGUAAUUGGGAAAACGUGAUGGAGAUAAGAGGGAUGAUGAGUCAGCACGGUGUGGUGAAAACUCCGGGUUGCAGUGUGAUCGAAGCGGAUGGUGUUGUGCAUGAGUUUCUUGCCGGAGAUAAAUCGCACCCACGGAUGGAGGAGAUUGACGGGAUGCUGGCGGAGAUGGGGCGGAGAUUGAAGAGAUUGGGGUAUACGCCUGGUGUGGGUGAGGUUUUGCUUGAUAUAGAUGAAGAGGAGAAAGAAACGAAUCUGUCUAGGCAUAGUGAGAAGCUUGCAAUUGCGUUUGGCCUUUUUGCGACUAGUGGGCCCGCACCGAUAAGAAUAAUCAAGAAUUUGAGAAUAUGCGGGGAUUGCCAUGCGGCGGCGAAACUUGUAUCCGAAGCUUUUGAUCGUGAGAUUGUGAUUAGGGAUCGGCAUCGGUUUCACCAUUUCAAGCAUGGUUCUUGUUCUUGCAUGGAUUAUUGGUAGCCAAAAUAUGAUGCACCAAUAAAACAUAAAACAAUUGGGUUUUCAUUAGAUUAUUUAAUCUCAUCUUGGCUAAUUAUAUCUUGGCAACCAAACGAGGCCUUAUUAAAAUACGAAGGCAAAAUAUAACAUGCAUUACCAUUUCUUAUCAACUUGGAAGUAUUACAUUGUCUCAAAUUCAGAAGUCGGUGACGGCAAAUUCGAAUGUGGAUGCAAUUUUUUUUCCGGGACAAGUGUAUCAAUGAGGAUGGAAAAGCACGUAUUUGUAAACAAUCUCUCGUAUUAACAAUUUUGUAUAUGUUGUAGGAAUGUAGGUUAUAACACUUCACUUGUAAUUCUUUUUCGGUUUCUUAUGAAGUUAUCGAUUACUUUUGGAUAUGCAA
Molecule: messenger RNA, 2793 nt
Organism: Erythranthe guttata (spotted monkey flower)
Lineage: Eukaryota; Viridiplantae; Streptophyta; Magnoliopsida; Lamiales; Phrymaceae
Product: pentatricopeptide repeat-containing protein At3g62890
Biological process (GO): RNA modification
Molecular function (GO): protein binding; zinc ion binding; RNA binding
Source: RefSeq, a predicted model, not a curated record